Molecule: messenger RNA, 3809 nt
Organism: Annulohypoxylon truncatum
Lineage: Eukaryota; Fungi; Ascomycota; Sordariomycetes; Xylariales; Hypoxylaceae
Product: RhoGAP-domain-containing protein
Exons: 6
Coding region: 185-3658 (1157 amino acids)
Biological process (GO): regulation of GTPase activity; signal transduction
Cellular component (GO): cytoplasm
Source: RefSeq, a predicted model, not a curated record
AGGAAGUGGCAGCUUCGAUGUUGCGAUAGCCCAAACUCGAUCGCCUUUCAUGACGCGCCGAACCUGAAGCUACCUACACCUCCUCAUACUCGUAGAAAAGAAUAGCCCUUCCCAGAUCGUCGAUUGGUUCGGCUAGGUUUAGAUAUCUUGCUUAGCAUAUAACUUCGGAUCGGCUACCAGCAACAUGGCGAGCAGCAUCAUGGACGAAUACACAGACAGCCCUUUAGAGAGCGACGAUGUCUUUCCUUGCAAGGGUUGCGGUGAGAUACUUGAGGAAGGCAAGGCAUUUGAACUAGCCGGAAACCGAUGGCAUCUCAACUGCUUCCGAUGCAACACCUGCGGUACUCUUCUCGAUUCGGACGCAAACCUGUUGCUACUUGGCGACGGUUCACUCAUAUGCAACAAUUGCACGUACAGCUGCAGCGCUUGCGGUGAAAAGAUUGAGGACCUUGCAAUAUUGACCGGGGAGCAGGCCUUUUGCGCCGCCUGCUUCAGAUGCAGGAACUGUAAAAGGAAGAUCGAGAAUUUGCGUUAUGCUAGGACCUCGCAAGGAAUCUUUUGCAUGAACUGUCACGAGUCCUUGAUGGCUAGACGUAGGAAGAAGUCUAAGGCUGCAGCUCAAGCAAAGGCGCGAGAGAAAGAUUCAUCCCCUAUGAUCAUGGAGAAGUCCCUCCCGGCACUUCCUCCUAACGCUAUACCCCCCAAUGCGUUUUCGAACGACAGAGUCGAACCUGACUCUGACACUCCCACCGAACUUUCUCCGCGACCACGACCUUCGUAUCCUCGAAACGACUCGUCUAGAAGUAGCUCGAGACCGGCUAGAUCGCCUGAACGAUCCGUCGAUCACACUGGAAGAGAUGGUGGCUUACUGCCUUCGCAGACUUAUCGGAAUAAUCGAAACUCGGCAAUCUUCGCAGGGGGCGAUGUCGCCAGCAGCAACACCGCUGAUGACCAAAGUUUCUUCAUUCCCGUUGCCUUAGACCCGAGUCCAGUGCCAGCCCCAACGCCUAGAUCCGCGACGGAACCUGUCAGCGAUUCUAGUAAGAAGUCGAAGGAUAAGGACUACUUCAACCUUUCAAAGCCGGCUUCUAUAUCGGAGCGGAGGGAGCCGGCGCAAUCUUCGACGCCGCAUAUUGCUUUCCAGGAGAAGGGAAGACAGUCAUCGUUUGACCACGAGACGCCUCCUCCCCGAGACUUGAAUAGGAAGCUUUCCAAAUCUAGCAGAAGCGAUAAGAACGUACCUUCGAGGUCAUCGCCAGCUUCGACUGAGGACAGAAGCCAAAAGAUCACAACAAAUGGAAGAUCGCAUCCCGCAGAUGAUUUCAAGUUGCAGGAAGCGCCUAAGAGUAAAAAGACGAAUUCCAGAACAGAGUCCCAGUCGAAUGCGGUCCAGGAUUCUGUUAGAUCUAGGGGUAGUAGCAGUAGUUCCGGCCGAAAAGACAAGGAGGCAUUCCCCAGUCUACCACUGGCCGAUUCGCCCCAACUCUUGCAAGCUGGCGACAAGACUAGCACCCCGCGCAGCUCACAGGAAUCUCGCCUCAAAGACGAAGAUGAAGUACGGUCGAAUGAAUCUUUAGCUACGUCGGUUAGCAACAAUGCGAAGCCCAUCACUAGAAAGGAGCUUCCUCCUACAGCUGCUAGAAAUGUAAACGGUACAGCAUCUCGGCCUGGCGCGGCGGAAAGGGCUGGGGAGUCAUACAUGACCCCAAGAGCACCGCCCGCUCCACCGACGUCGGGUGCGGGCCAGGAGUCGGCCAGUUCGACGGGUGAGCCCAAGACAUCGCCCAAGCUACCUAGGUGGAGCGCAGGCGGUGACUUCAGUAUGGAUGAAGACAUGGCUCGCAUCCUGGGUACGGACGAGGGCUCGUCUUCAAUUCUUCGGCGGGUUUCGAAUGCGGUGCGUCAUGGCAGAACAAAUAGCACGGAAUCUAGCAACAACCUUCCUCGCACUGGUCAUACGCGCAGUGCCAGCGAAACAACGCGCACAACCACAUCACCACGUUGGCCAAAAACUCCAAUCGCGGAGGAUGCAGUAAAUGGCCAUUCGCACGACAUCACCAGCCCUCUAUCGAUAGCUUCGAACGACGACCCGAUAUUAUUGAAGCGACGCCUCCGAAAUUCUGAGCAGAGAGUCGCAGAACUGGAGCGCCAGUUCAACAACGAGAAAGAUCUCAAGAACCUUACCAUAAAAUUAGAAGAGAAGCGCAAGACAGUAUCGGUGCUAGAUACGCAAACCGAGAUCAUGAUCCGCCAAUUGGAAGUGUUAGCCGGAUACGUAGAAAGAGCUAAGGAAACGAAGAGACCUAUCGACCCCCGCGAGCUUGAGGAAUCGGCCCUGAAGGACUUCGUCCAGAAGCUCGAGAAGCUGAAGCAGUCCAUGUCAGCCAGCCUAGAGCAGCUACACAGCGAGAGGGACGAACUCGUCGAAGAGAAGAACAAGGCAAUCGCCGAGAGGGAUCGUGCUCGAGUGGAGUUCGAACAACUGGUCUCUAAGAAUGCGCAGUUGGCCGACUUGAACAACGACCUUACGAACCAGAUACAGGAACGAUUCAAGAACCACUCGGACCCUAAAUCUCCUCCGAGUGGCCUUGGCAUUUACAACCAGCACAAGGGCACAUCCAACAACUCGGUUAGCUUAGAUAGCUCCAGCAUUCAGACCGGCGGAUCGCUCCUUGCCGUCGACUCGGAAGAACCCAUCCUCGAAUCUGGACCAACCGUGGUCAAGAUAGGAAAAGGCCAGGUCAAGAAGUUUAACUGGAAGAAGGGAUCGAAGGCGAUGGCCCAGAAUAUCGCCAAGGGAGUUAACCGCACAGUUGUCGCCUUCCAGCAGCCGGAGCGCGAGCGUCACUUGGGUAUGGCGGGUGAGAAUAUCGGUCUUCCCUACAACAUGACCGUUACGCAGGUCGAGGCGCCAGUCACACAUAUAGGCGGUCCUGUGAACGGCCAGAAUCGCCAAUUGAACGAUGCUGCCAGCCGUCAAGGCUUCUUCAAUUUCAAGAAAGGCCAGGGGAUACAGAAAAGCAUGACAACAGCCAACAUUACUACUACUACCCAGGCAGCGGCCGAGCCGCCCUCGGUACUCUUCGGAUCCGAUCUAGCAGAACGAGCCGACUUCGAACGCCGGCAAAUUCCCUGCGUCGUGACCCGUUGUAUAGAAGAAGUCGAGCUCAGGGGUAUGGACAUGGAGGGUAUCUAUCGCAAGACUGGUGGAAACUCGCAAACCAAGGCCAUCCAGGAAGGAUUCGACAAGAACGAGAACUUUGAUAUUUCAGACCCGGAUAUGGACAUUACCGCAGUUACGAGUGUGCUGAAGCAAUACUUCAGAAAGCUUCCGACACCAUUGCUGACAUUCGACGUCUAUGAUCGUAUUCUCGAGACGAAUUCGAUUACGGGCGAUGCGGAGAAGUGCGCGCACUUGCAGAAUGUAUUCAAACAACUACCGCAGCAGCACAGAGACUGCCUGGAGUUCUUGAUGUUCCAUCUUCAUCGCGUUGCCUCCAGAGAGCGUGAGAAUCUCAUGACACCUAAGAACCUGGCUGUGGUCUUUGCACCUACUAUUAUGCGAGACCACACUAUCGAGAGGGAGAUGACGGAUAUGCACGCCAAGAAUCUAGCCGUGCAAUUCAUCAUCGAGAACACGCAUAACAUUUUCAUUUAACCCAAGCCGGCUUCACUGCCAUUGGCUCAUUAUACAUACGAUUCGAUCCACGGACACAUUUCAUCAACAGAAAGAAGUACUCUUCACCAGUUUCCCGAAGUCGCAAAGUUAACAGCAUUCGAGUAAACGCCUUAAGAGUCUUCGCAGACAU